AUGGGUUUCUUCGGUCGCCUCCUCGGGACUUUCCCGUACAUGCUGUGCUUCUGCUGCUCAGCCAUCAUCCUCGGUUUCUACUCCUACUUCAUGGCCGUCUUGGCCGACCGGGACCGACCCAUCGCCAACUGGCUAAAGGCCGUUGAGGGUAUCUCAGGUGUAGGCGUCGUAUACACCAUCCUGGCCAUCGUCCUCACUCCAUGCCUCGGUGGCGUCCGCAUCCUUGCCUUCCUGGGCAUGGUUCUCGAUGUUGCCUUCUGCGGCGCUUUCAUUGCCAUUGCCGUCCUCACUCGUGAUGGCGUCAACAGCUGCACCGGCAUUGUCGACACUCCUCUCGGUCGCGGCAACGCUGAAACUGGCGAGGGCUUUGGCAAAAAUGGCUUUGGAACCGGUGAUGGCGACCAGUUCACUUACCAGGCCAGCUAUGGCACUGCCUGCCGUUUCAACAAGGCAUGUUUCGCAGUCUCUAUCAUCGGAGCAUUCCUGUUCCUCUUUGCAGCCGUCUGCCAAUUCUGGUUCGCUCGCCGCCACCAGAAGGAGAAGCGCUACGGCCCGUCCCCUGCCAACAACUACACCUCUGGCAGCGGCAAGGGCGCUGCUUUCUGGAGGCGCAGCAAGAAGAGGACCCCUGGUGACAACGGCGACUCCGAGCUGGGUGCCUACGGCGCGGGUGCGCCCGCCGCCAGCGCCGUCGGUGGCCCCAACGUCGACACUAGGCCCAGCGGCGAGACUGCCUACACCGGCUCCACCGUUGGAGGCGGCAACUCGCACACCUACCAGACCUACAAACCUGACGCCGGCUACACCGGCAGCUACGCUGCUCCCGGCACCGGUCCCACUUCCAACCCUUACGGCUACGAGAAGACCAACGCACACUACUAA
Messenger RNA from Lasiodiplodia theobromae, 882 nucleotides. RefSeq lists its product as uncharacterized. The transcript has 2 exons. NCBI's taxonomy places the organism in Eukaryota, Fungi, Ascomycota, Dothideomycetes, Botryosphaeriales, Botryosphaeriaceae. The record is from RefSeq and is a predicted model, not a curated record. Bases 1 to 882 code for a protein of 293 amino acids.